Molecule: messenger RNA, 2512 nt
Organism: Uranotaenia lowii
Lineage: Eukaryota; Metazoa; Arthropoda; Insecta; Diptera; Culicidae
Gene: Pink1
Product: serine/threonine-protein kinase Pink1, mitochondrial
Exons: 8
Coding region: 208-2298 (696 amino acids)
Biological process (GO): positive regulation of mitochondrial fission; regulation of apoptotic process; protein phosphorylation
Cellular component (GO): mitochondrion
Molecular function (GO): protein serine/threonine kinase activity; ATP binding
Source: RefSeq, a predicted model, not a curated record
AUCGACCCUUCAAAAUACAACAACAACAACGAGUAUGAAAAUUUUCAUUUUUUCCUGUCCAGAGCUCUGGUUGUUGGUCAGCACUAUUGUCUUCGUUAAGUUUCAAAUCCUAUCUUGAAGGUUUGUACAGAAGUUCGGUUGGAAAGUUUCCCAAAUAAACAUCGCCAUUUCUCGCAAAUUGUAACAAAUCAAUUACGCAAAUAGAAAAUGUCCUUUCGGCUCCUUACAACUCGGCUUUACAAACAUGGUCGAUUGCUGGUGCACAGUUUCUUCAAACGCGAUAUACACACCAGUAUCCUGGACAAAGGACGUAAUCGAGCGAUUCCCCGUGAGCUGAAAUCGGUCAGCACAGCGGGAGCUCCUAUCCAUCAAUUGCGCACAGGAAACAGUUUUUUCCGGAUCGGUAGCCAAGCCAGACGUUUAUUUGUUGAUAAUGUCCUGAAUCGUGUUACAAAUCCUUACUCCGCAGAACUCCGGGCUCAAGCGGCAAAACGAUUAAUGUUUGGGGAUUCUGCUCCUUUUUUCGCGCUAGUUGGAGUAAGUCUUGCGUCUGGCGAUGGAGUCCUAACGAAAGAUGAUGAAUUAGAAGCUGUUUGUUGGGAAAUAAGGAACGCAAUAACAUACUUUCAAACCAAAUCAAGCGAGCGUGAUAUUGAAAAACGAUUAGACGAAGAGUUGGGUCUUAAUCAAAUAGACAUUGGCCCACCUUUGGCCAAAGGUUGUUCAGCAGUAGUAUAUGCGGCCGCAUUGAAAGACCAAGAUAAUAAUGACCCAAUUCCAGCGCAUUCACAAAAAGAAGAUGAUUUUAAGUUCAUACCCCAAACCAGACAAAUGAGCCAAAGUCCAAAUACUAAUCUGUUCGCUCAAGGUAUCGGGGGCAGUGUUGAUAAUCUUCAAGCACAUUUCAAUAAAUCGAAUAAUCUGCAACACAAUCUGUAUGAAGUGGCGUUCAACGACUUUCAAAAGAGUGCUUCAGGGGCCAGAGGAGAGCAGAGAGAUGCAAACAUUUCAAACAAAAGGCGAGUUCGUUUUGAUAGUGAAUCUGUAAUUCUAGAGCGGUCCCGUUUACUAUCGGAUGCAAUUGACAGCUAUAAUGAUAUUCAAUAUAUGGAAUCUGAUUUAAUGGAGAAGCUCCACGAGUACAACAUGGAUGCCUCACUGGAAGAAUAUCCGUUGGCGCUGAAAAUGAUGUUCAACUAUGAUAUUCAGAGCAAUGCAAUGUCGAUCCUUAAAGCCAUGUAUAAAGAAACCGUUCCAGCAAAAUCGCGCAAUAUUUCCGAAAUGGAUACUUGGGAGAAAAGAUUGAUGGAUCAAACAGCAUUUCUGCCCCCUCAUCCGAAUAUAGUAGAAAUGUACGGUGUUUUCUGCGAUCAAGUUCCAGACUUACAAAUGGCAUCUACACUUUACCCAAUGGCUCUUCCUCCUAGGCUCAACCCAUCAGGGUAUGGUCGCAAUAUGAGCCUGUUUUUAUUGAUGAAGAGAUACAAUUGUAGUUUGCAAGACUAUCUUACUCAAACAACUACAAUGGAUAUGCGCACGCGGAUUUUAUUGUUCACCCAGCUGCUCGAAGCAGUUGCCCACAUGAACCGCUAUGGAGUGGCCCAUCGAGACCUAAAGAGUGAUAAUAUCUUGAUUGAGCUUCGACAGGACAUGCCGCCGUCUCUGGUUCUUUCGGACUUUGGCUGUUGUAUCGCUGAUAAAACAAACGGCCUUCAAAUUCCGUAUACAUCGCAAGAAAUGGAUAAAGGCGGAAAUACCGCAUUGAUGGCACCUGAGAUUAUCACCAAACAACCGGGGACUUUCUCAGUCUUAGAUUACAAUAAAGCAGAUCUCUGGGCUUGCGGCACAAUUGCAUAUGAAAUUUUCGGUUCAACAAACCCAUUUUAUGGGAACAAGCAGGAUAACAAAACAGCGUUGAAAAGUUCAGAUUACAAAGAAACCGAUCUGCCGGAUUUGAGUGAUAACGUUCCAAAUAUAGUCAAAUUGUUGGUCGAAAACAUACUGUGCCGCAAUCCAAACAAGCGCCUCAGUGCUGAUGUAGCAGCAAACGUAAUGCAGCUUUAUUUGUGGUGUCCGUCUUCUUGGCUGAAAAACUUCACUCCUUCCAGUAACGACAUUCUUCAGUGGCUGCUUAGCUUGACGACCAAAAUUCUCUGCGAAGGUCGUUUGCAAGUUGGCACUGGCACAAUGGGUCGCCGCACUUAUCCUGAGUAUCUGUUAAUAUCGAGCUUCUUGGCUCGAGCCAAUAUUAGGCGGAUAAAACGUGCCCUUGAAUGGAUUUACAGUACACAGGACUAAGCAAAAUACGAGCAGGUCACUGGGAUAUCCACAUGUUUUUGUAUAAUUUUGCGAGCUUUAAAAUGAACAUAUUUGAGAGCAUUGUGGCUACACAAACUAUGUUUCAACCAAUUGUGAUUGUCUUCAAUAAGCAGUGCGAUAUUACGUGAUUUAUUUAUUGUAUUUAAACUGCAUUGAAAUAAAAAAAUAUAUAAACCUUUAAUUGGUAUCGAAA